Cuscuta campestris is the source of this 2508-nucleotide messenger RNA. The record is from the annotation of a GenBank genome assembly. NCBI's taxonomy places the organism in Eukaryota, Viridiplantae, Streptophyta, Magnoliopsida, Solanales, Convolvulaceae.
GAGCCAAUUCUUGAAGAAAUUGUCGUGUUCUUGAGCGUAUACUAGUUCACUCAAAUCUACUCUUUGUGAGAGUUUUAUUCCUGAGUGUUUAAGUGUUUUCAUACACUUUAAGGGAGGUUGUUCCCUUGUUGUAAACUCGAAGGAAGUUCGUUGUUCCUUCGUGAGAAGUCUUGGAGUGUGGUUUAGGUGAAGGGCAAUCCACCACAAGGCCUCCGUUGUUUGACGGAACGAACUACACCUAUUGGAAGGAGCGGAUGAGGAUUUACAUCCAAUCCACCAACUUUCUCCUUUGGAGAAUUAUCAAGAAUGGUGAAGACGUGCCAAUGAAGAAGGUCGGGGAAACCAAUGUCCCUAAGACCGAGAACGAGUAUGAUGCACAAGACAUCAAGAAAGUGGAAAACAAUGCCAAGGCCAUCAAUAUCAUCUAUUGUGCCGUAAAUCCGGAUGACUACCGGAAGAUCUCUUGUUGCACCACCGCGAAGGAAAUGUGGGAUAAACUAGAAAUCACCUACGAAGGUACGGAUCAAGUCCGAGAAGCUAAAAUUGAUUUUCUAACCCAUGAAUAUGAAUUGUUUCGUAUGAAGGAGAAUGAGAAAAUCGAUGAGAUGUUUGAACGAUUCUCCAAAAUCGUAAAUGAUCUCCAUGCUCUCAAGAAGACGUACACGGACAAGGAGCUUGUGAGAAAAAUCCUGCGAAGUCUCACACCGGAGUGGCGCUCCAAAGCCGAUGCCAUCCAAGAGUCCAUUGGCAUCACCAACGUCACCAUUGACGGGCUUAGAGGAGGUCAAAGAAAAAGAUCCCGCACCGGCAAGAACGUGGCUUCUUCCUCGGCUCCUCCACCACCGGCGCACAAGUAUCUCGACGGGUCGUUCCUUUGGUUCAACGACCACGCAGAGGCGACGCGGUUCUCGGAGAAGUUCGAGCACCGGGAGAUUCUUCCUCCCCGGUUUUCCACCGAUCGAUUCAUCCACAGCGCCAUCCCUCGCCAGGCACGGGUCAUCCUCGAGAGUGGACGCUUCCUCGACCUCCUCUACAUCAAGAAGAACGACUACCACCCUACGGGAUCUCGGGCUCUACGUCGGAGAAGAAGGAGCACGGUUCAACGAGACUGCCCUCUUGGAGGAAGUGGGCAUCCGAAACUUCGUCCCCACUCCUCAACAGCGGCGUCCUACGAUUUCUUCCAUGAAUCCCGUGUAUCGUUUCAUCUUCUAUGUGUUGACACGGAUCCUCAAGCCCAGGAAGUUCAACCACACCGUACCACUCUCUCCCAAGAAGACACGAAGACGAUCCAUGCAAUGAUUCACAAUGCCAAUAUCAAUUGGUGUAAAUUUGUGAUGAUCCACAUGUUCAACGCCACCUCCGACAACCGGCCGCUCCCCUAUGCUCUUCUCGUCAUGGCGAUCCUUGAUGAGUACCACAUCAAGACGGUCGUCGGGCCGAAAUGCAAAGGGACGAAGCAUUGGGUGAUUGACGAGUCCUCCUUCCACCCGGGAACCGAUGAAGCUUCGUUCCCGCAGCCUCGUCCUCGUCGCCAACCGAGAGCUACUGCCUCGACUGCCACCGCUUCAACCAAUCUGUCUCUCGCCGAGCAAAUGGCGGCUUUGACCACUACCUUGUCUCGGAUAGACACCAACGUCUCCAAAACGACACACAACGUCGAUGUUUUGAGCCGUGAGCUUCACGGGUAUUUUGACUUUGUCAAUUACCCUUACGCUCAAAUGGUCCCCUACGUUCCUCCACCGAAUUUCGGAGGUGAACCAAGCGGGACUCAAAAUGUUGGUAGGGAUGACGCGGUGGACGUUGAAGAAGAAGAGGAAGAAGAAGCCGAUGAUGAUGAUGAUGAUGAUGAUGAUGAUGAUGGCGAUGGUGAUGAAGAUGGAGACGAUGAAGAAGAAGACAUUGACGAAGAACAACUUCUCAAUGAUCUUUCCCCGGUUUUCUAAGAGCUCUAGCUCUAUUUUUCUCCUCUUCCUUAUUUUAUCAUCUUUUUAUGUACUUUCGUUAUGAACUCCUCAACUUCCCUUAAUUAGUUAAUAAAAAUCUUUAUGUUUUUCUCUUUUCUUCAGUUCUUCGUUCUUUUCUUCUCUUUUUUCUUCUUCUUUCUUUUCACUUUUCUUCUUCUUUCAUCCCCCCCCCUUCGGAUUUGUCCCAUCACGUACCCAGUGAUUGGGAGCAGCGAAAUAGUGAGUCGGUGGUCGGAGGUGCCCAACGGUCAGAUCUGCUUCUCUUCCGACAUAGCCGACAUCGAUUCCAUAGAUCUACAAAACUUCCAUUACACCUAGCCUCGCCUCUCUCCGUCAAAACCUCGAAUACUAAACAGAUCUAGAAAAGAUCUACGAGGGAGGAGGGUUACGGAAGGGAUGGCGGCAAGAAGAAUCAGAGAGGUCAUCCGGUGGUGCCGGAGAUUUGGCGGCGGCGGCGAUGUUGGAGAGUUGUUAGUGGUGGCCAAGAAUUGCCGCUGGUGAUGUUGGCCAUUAUCGAUUGAAAGAUUAAACUUGCAGGGAGGGG